Molecule: messenger RNA, 1470 nt
Organism: Closterium sp. Naga37s-1
Lineage: Eukaryota; Viridiplantae; Streptophyta; Zygnematophyceae; Desmidiales; Closteriaceae
Source: the annotation of a GenBank genome assembly
AUGACACGUGCAACACGGCAAAAAGAAAAGGAGGAGGAACAGGCCGGACAUCGCGCGACAAGGAGGUUGUCUCAACAGACCGAUAGGGAGGGUGGUGGCGGCUCUAAAGGUACUAAUGCGUCCGCCGCGCGUGGCAGAGGGCUGAAAAAAUUGGCGGGAAAAAAGGCCGCGUUUGGAAAGGAGAAGUCCGGCAAGAAGGCGGAAGAGAAGGGGAAGCAACCAACGCCACGUAAGCAUGUUUCUACCAUGAAAAAAGAUGCGGAUGUUGCCUCUGGUAGAACCGAUCCCGGUCCGACUAACGACGGCACCAUCGGCGGCAAAGAAGAUCCGGGGCGAGGGAGCGUGAGUCUUGCAGUCCCGUCGGCGGAGAGAGAGGGGUCGGCGACAGGGGGAAACCACGGCGACUCUCCCCGCGCCGAGCAUGGCGCAACCCAGGAGUCCGAGGCGGAGGCAUCCCAACAUGGACUGACACUGCUCCAGCCGACCGUGGUCAAAAUUUCUGCUGCCGUGGUGGAUAAGGCCAAGGCGGGGGAACAUAGCAUCGCCGACGUAGGUGGCUCUCCUCCUUCUGGUGGACGUGGGAAGCGUAGGCAGAGGAAGAGCGAUGGGGAAGAAGAGUAUGACACCGCCGUGCCCGGGGACAUCAAUACGCGGUCGAAGAGGCGGCAGACAAGCCGCGGUGCUGAUGUCGCCGGUGGUGCGGAAGUUGGGACAACGCGAGGCGCCAGGGAAGCAAGUGGCAAGGCGACGGGUCAUGCAUUGCGCAAGAAGGGCCGACCCGCAGCGAGGAGAACAUCCGGCGGAAGGAGGGGCAAGAAAGAUGAGGGGGAUGCGGGGGAUGAGGAGGAGGAGGCUGAUGAGGAGGAGGAUGCGGAGGAAGAGGAGGAUGAAGAGGAUGCGGAGGAGGAGGACGCGGAUGUUGGGGAGGAAGAAAAAGAUGAGAAUGAUGACGAGGAGGACGAAGAGGAGGAGGAGGAGGAGGAGGAGGAGGAGGAGGAGGAGGAGGAGGAGGAGGAGGAGGAGGAAGAGGAGGAGGAGGAGGAGGAGGAGGAGGAGGAGGAGGAGGAGGAGGAGGAGGAGAGGGACGACGAGGAUGAGGAGGAGGAGGAAAAGGAGGAGGAGGAGGAGGAGGAGGAGGAGGAGGAGGAGGAGGAGGAGGAGGAGGAGGAGGAGGAGGAGGAGGAGGAGGAGGAAGAGGAGGAGGAGGAGGAGGAGAGGGACGACGAGGAUGAGGAGGAGGAGGAGGAGGAGGAGGAGGAGGAGGAGGAGGAGGAGGAGGAGGAGGAGGAGGAGGAGGAGGAGGAGGAGGAGGAGGAGGAGGAGGGGGAGGAGGAGGAGGAGGAGGAGGAGGAGGAGGAGGAGGAGGAGGAGGAGGAAGAGGAGGAGGAGGAGGAGGAGGAGGAGGAGGAGGAGGAGGAGGAGGAGGAGGAGGAGGAGGAGGAGGAAGAGGAUGCAUUGGGCCACCGGUAA